Messenger RNA from Nezara viridula (southern green stink bug), 1768 nucleotides. Lineage: Eukaryota; Metazoa; Arthropoda; Insecta; Hemiptera; Pentatomidae. The record is from the annotation of a GenBank genome assembly.
AUGCGAGAGCUGCUCUACUUCACCCUAUUAUUCCUUCUUAUUUCUACUGCCUGCUCUUCAGUCGACCUACCGAUUUCCUUAAUUCAAGAUUACUUCGAUGUAUUGUACAUCAAGAGCUUAACGCUGUUAUUAUGUUCACCAUCAGUCAAGAAGACGGCAAUUUUAAGUAAACUUUCUGCUGAUGGUUUUCUUGUGUCAUUUUCUCCGGAUACUGUUGAUGACUUGCCAAUUAGGAGAUCAGGAGGUGUCCUCGAUUUGACUUGCAACUUUAGUCUCGGCAUAAUUCAUCAAGUAGAAUGGCUGCUAUUGGAUGACGGGAGCAGCUUGGAUGUGAUUGAAGACGCUUACAUCCUUCCUGGCAGCUGUGUCACCGUUGCUCAGGUACUGGGCACAGAAGUGGUCUACUGGGAUGUAUACCGGACAAGUCCCUACAGGCCUCUCAAAUACACCCUGCUGGCCAACCAGACACUGGAACAGUUCAUCCAGUUGCCGGACAGGCCAAAUAGGAAGGAUUUCGAGGGUAUAUCGCUCUUAGGAGCAGCAGUGUUGUACUUCCCACAUAUGUUCUGCGGAUUUGAUUGUCGUGAUCAUCCAGAAGUAGAUACCAUUGCGAAAACUGGUUUUCCCAUAUCACAGCAUUUACAGGAACAACUUAAUUUUACACUAACUUUCCUAAUUCUCAACGAUUAUGGUUGGAAGACCAACAAUACCUUCAGUGGACUCAUGGGUCUCUUGCAGAGAGAAGAGAUUGACAUGGGAGUGAUUGGGAUCUUUAUGAGACCAGACAGGAUAGAGACGGUCGACUUCACAGGAGACACUUUUGAAAUCAAGAGCCUCUUAAUUUACAAGCAGCCAGCACUUUCGGCUGUCUCCAACAUCUUUGUCCUUCCGUUCACCCGAAUGGUAUGGCUCUGCUGCGCUGCCCUGGCUGUUCUUACUGGCCUCUUCUUGAUGGCCGAUGUUGCGACUUCUUUCGGCAAUCGGCAGACCUUUGAAGAGCUGGUUACUACGGCCGAUGUUGAAGCCACUGAUCAGGAUGUCAGAGAGCUUUAUAGUAAGAAGAUUGCGUCAAUAGGACCAAAGGCCUACCUUAGCCCAGUUGAAGGAAUAAAAAAACUGAGAUCUGGAAUGUUUGCUUUUGAUGUUGAAACUCAUUGGGGCUAUAAAAUAAUUUCUGACACAUUUCAUGAAAACGAGAAGUGUGAUUUGGAUGAAAUGAGAAUAUUUCUUCUACCUAAAUUGUCUAUACCAGUUGUCAAGAAGUCCGGAUAUCGCGAGCAUUUCACUAGAAUGAAUACGUGGCAAAGGGAUGUUGGCCUUCAUUCAAGAAUUAGACAAAGAUGGUUGCCCAAGAAGCCUGUCUGUGACAACAGUGGAAGAGGAUAUGUAAGCGUAGGGUUGACAGAUUUCAGACCAGCUCUGUUAGUUAUGGUUUAUGGCAUCACAUUUUCCAUCCUGGCUUUCUUAUUAGAAAUCAUUACUCGCUACAGAUGCGGAUUUUUGAAAAAAUCCAAAAGGAAACCUAGGAAAGUCAAGCAUUGGAACAGAGUGCUGUAAUUAUCAGUACAAGACAGUAAAACAAAUCUUUAAAAUUUAUAUAUCUUAGAUUUACAAUAUACAUGUUCUGUCUGCUCUUUUACCUCAAUUUAUUGGAACAUUUCCCACUCUCCUCCCUUCAAUAAACAUAGUAAAUAAAUCAACUUCAGAAUUAUGAAACGAAAACUAACAAAGCUCAUGAACUAUGUAGUGCGCCUUUGUCUACAUAGUU